Desarmillaria tabescens is the source of this 624-nucleotide messenger RNA. RefSeq names its product ribosomal protein L6, alpha-beta domain-containing protein. The transcript has 2 exons. Gene Ontology annotation, molecular function: structural constituent of ribosome; rRNA binding. Gene Ontology annotation, biological process: translation. Lineage: Eukaryota; Fungi; Basidiomycota; Agaricomycetes; Agaricales; Physalacriaceae. Gene Ontology annotation, cellular component: mitochondrial large ribosomal subunit; ribosome. The coding region runs from base 1 to 624 and encodes 207 amino acids. The record is from RefSeq and is a predicted model, not a curated record.
AUGAACAUCGCGCGUCGAGCCUUCAGCAGCACCAGCACUGUCUUCUCCAGGAUAGGCAAGACACCAAUAUCCAUUCCACCCACUGUCACGUACUCCCAAUCACCCGACGCUCUCACCGUCACCGGCCCGCUCGGACAGGCCUCCAUUGCACUCCAUCCGUUUAUCACCCUCACUCCCAGCAAGGACCCUGCUGCUCCCAGUCUCACUGUCUCCAUCGCCGACCAUGACGAGAAAAAGCAGCGCGCGAUGUGGGGCACGACGCGUACGCUGAUAGCCAAUGCCAUCACGGGCAUCACAGAAGGGUUCCAGGUCCCGCUGUACCUCGUCGGUGUUGGGUAUCGAGCUGCUAUGGAAGAGGAUCCACGGGGGACAAUGGAUGGUGGUAGUGGAAGGAGGUUCAAUAUGAAGCUAGGGUAUUCGCAUACCGUGUAUGUGCCCGUGCCGCCCCAUAUACAGGCAGAGGUACCUGCGCCGACGAAGAUUGUACUCAAGGCCACAGAUAAGCACGAGCUAGGGUUGUUUGCUGCCAAAGUGAGGAGUUACAGGCCACCAGAGCCGUAUAAGGGCAAGGGGAUAUUUAUUGGCCGCGAGACGAUGAGAAUGAAGACAGUCAAGAAAAAGUAG